Morone saxatilis (striped sea-bass) is the source of this 2269-nucleotide messenger RNA. It is a transcript of the gene zbtb26, whose product is annotated as zinc finger and BTB domain containing 26. Gene Ontology annotation, cellular component: nucleus. Lineage: Eukaryota; Metazoa; Chordata; Actinopteri; Moronidae. Bases 848 to 2248 code for a protein of 466 amino acids. Gene Ontology annotation, molecular function: DNA-binding transcription factor activity, RNA polymerase II-specific; RNA polymerase II cis-regulatory region sequence-specific DNA binding; protein binding. The transcript is spliced from 2 exons. The record is from RefSeq and is a predicted model, not a curated record. Gene Ontology annotation, biological process: regulation of transcription by RNA polymerase II.
CUAAAGACAAGGCCAAAGGGAAAUGUGGAGGCGACUUGUGGUUCAUAUUGUUCAGAUAGCUAGCGACAGCUAACGUGAGGCAUAGAGAGAGAGAGAACUUCUUUGUAAUACUGUAACCCUCAGAGUAACUCCCAGGCUGUCUAUUCCUCUAAAGAAAACCAAUACUUGAACGUUAGGUUAGCGGUGGCGCUAAGCUAACAUUAACAUGGAUAUGGCCGUAGUUCCGGUCAGAUGUGUCAGUGAAAACCGACUGCCAAUCUCCGCCUGGAACUGUCACAGUUAUACAUUCAUGUGUUAUUUAUCGACAAACCUAGGCAACACUAUAACUACUUAGAGGGUUUUAAACGUUUUCUAACACCUAAUGUAAAUCGGCAUUAAGCUUUCAGCAUUAUUCAACAAUAUUUCACCUUUAUCGCUUAGCUACACGAUGCUCACCAGUGUUACCACCAGGGAAACCAGUUAGUUGGCGUUAGCUAACGUUAACCCUAUACAAGUUUAUACGAAUUAACCUUUUACUUGUUACCCUUUGUUUUUAACGCCGAACUGAAGAGUGGAUAGUGUUUCCGAAAAUAUAUUGAAACAUAACGAUGUUUAAUUUGCCAAUUGACCAGUUUAUAUGAUCACAUUUUUGCUGGCGUUAAAUUGGCAAGUUUUUAAACCGAGUCUGGCUCUAUGUGCUCAGUCUCAUCCUAUCCACGAGAGCAGCAGCACGCAAAAAGGUUUGAUGAAGAUUGUGACGAUACGGUGAUGAUUGUUAAUUGACGCAGGUGGUAGUAGUUAUAUAAAUUAGCUCUUCAUCUUUAAUCUUUUAAUCACGGGCUCUGUCUCUCUUAAUGUACGUUAGAAUAUGAUUACUUGCAAUGUCUAUGAAGUAGAGUUUAGUGUAAGGAGGGACUGCAGUUAUAUAUGCAGGUGCGCUGCUGGCUGUCGGUUCACUAUGGCCCAGAACCAGGUGAUUCUGCAGUUCCGCUUCGCCACAUUCGGGGACUCCAUGCUGCAGAAGAUGAACCUCUUACGACACCAGAGACGCUUCUGUGAUGUCACAGUGCGCAUCAACCAGCUGGAAGUCCCUGGUCACAAGGUAGUGUUUGCCGCUGGCUCUUCUUUCUUGAGGGACCAGUUCAUCCUGCAGCAGGACUCCAGGGAGGUCCAGAUCUCCAUGAUCCAGGAGGCGGAGGUGGGCCGGCAGUUGCUGCUGUCCUGCUACACAGGUCAGCUGGAGUUUCCUGAGCUGGAGCUGGUGCAUUACCUGACAGUUGCCAGCUUCCUCCAAAUGGGCCACAUUGUGGAGCAGUGCACUCAAGCUCUCAGCAAGUUCAUCAAACCUCAGUCUGCACGCCAGCUGGAGGUGGAUGUGGAUAUGAGGAGGGAGAAGAGGGACGAGGGUUUAUCCUCCCAGGUCCAGAGAGAGCAAGAACGCUCUCAGGGCUCUCAGACUGUGCAGCAGGAGGAUGAGGAGGUGGAGCAGGUUGAGGACGAAAACAAUGGUGACGAUGACGAAGAGGACGACGACGAUGAUGAUGUGAUCAUACAGCCCAAGUCCCCUCUCCAGGUAUUAGGCAGACGUUCAAGGCAGGGUAUGGUGGAGAGUGACAUCACUAUAGUAAAAGUGGAGUCUGUGUCGGAUGUAGCAGAAAACUCAAUCACUGGUCACUUCCCCACCAGCCCACCUGCUGCCCUCCACUCUCCUGAGCCCCAGCACUCCCUCAUCAACUCCACAGUGGACAGUCGUGGCAGUGAGAUGGCGGUUCCACCUGGUGUGGCCGGAUACCCGCUCAGUCCCCCUCCUCCAUCCCCUCCCGCAGAGAAACACAGUGGGCACCAGAGGAACUACGACAAACCUCUCCAGUGGUACCACCAGUGCCCCAAGUGCGCCAGAGUCUUCCGCCAGCUGGAGAACUACGCCAACCACCUCAAGAUGCACAAGCUGUUCAUGUGCCUCCUGUGCGGCAAGACCUUCACGCAGAAGGGCAACCUGCACCGACACAUGCGCGUCCACGCCGGCAUCAAGCCCUUCCAGUGUAAAAUCUGCGGGAAGACCUUCACCCAAAAGUGUUCUUUGCUGGAUCACUUAAACCUGCACAGUGGGGACAAGCCGCACCGCUGCAACUACUGUGACAUGGUGUUCGCUCAUAAGCCAGUUCUCCGCAAGCACCUGAAACAGAUCCACGGGAAGAACAGCUUUGACAAUGCAAACGAAGGCAACCUGCACGACGGGGGGCUUGACUUUGAUUUUGGACAAAUAUGAAAUCUGUAGACCUUUUUUUUU